AUGUCCAUCCAGCCGUCGGAUGGUCUCAAGAAUUUCCAGAAGCCUCUGGAUGCAAGCUCCUUGGAGCCGGAAAACCCCAAAAUUGUCAAGAGUCCGACUGACGAUGACAAGGUCCCACAGCAUCACAAGAUGGGACUGUUGGGUGCCAUCAGCUUCGUUUGUGGGAACAUGAUUGGCGCCGGGCUGUUCAUCACGCCCAGUUCGGUCGUAAAAUACACAAAUUCCGUGGGACUGGCGCUUACUGUAUGGGUGCUGUCGGCCGUAAUCUCUGUUCUGGGAGCCUACUGUUAUGUGGAGUUGGGAACGUCGAUAAGGAAGAGUGGAGCGGAUUUUGCGUACCUGUGCUAUGUCGGGUGGUAAGUGGGGAAGAGGGUUUUGUUAAUGAUAGAUGAAGUUUUAGAAGUAUGAAGUUUAUAUGUUAAAAAUUGGCUGCAUAGGCGCUAUGACUUUUUGUGUCAGCGACAGUUUGGGUCAACGAUACUAUGGUUCGUCGCUGUAUGCAAAGGGCAGGCUAGGAGAGAGCUUAAUUACAGCGACGGACCUGUUCCAGUGGCAAAAAACGUACCAUUUUGCAUCCGGGAAGUAUCAAAGAUGUGGCAAAUACCUCCCUCUCCAACAAAAAAUCUCCGUUUUGAAGGGCGCGCCUUCCGGAGCAAAAGAGAGCGCCGAGAGUCCGCCGACCAUCCAAAAGCUUUGCCAGGCCUCGUAGACCCAAAAAAAUACAAUUAUGUUUUGGGCACCACCUCUUCUACGCCCCGUAUCGAUCAAUUUUGUGGUGACCCGAACUGUUGCCGUCCCGAAAAGUCGGGACUAGGCUACAAAUUGAAAUUUAGGGCCAACAACUUCAAAAUUUCUUGUUUAAGGUUCCCAGCCGCAUUCUCGUUCAUGUCGACUGGCUGUUUGAUGAUGUACCCAUCAAUCGUCGCUGUCCAGGCUCAAGCCUUCAGCGAAUAUUUAUUCCAAGGAAUUCGAAUUCACAUCGAAGACAAAACCUUGGAGCAUGUGGCAAAAGUUCUUGUCAGCUUUACUCUUGUUUGUAAGUACCACUGCUAAAUUAUUUUACCACCCGUAAAAUCCAUUAAAACCCAUUUUUCAGGGGCUUUAUGUAUCCUCAAUUUCUUCUCGUUAAAAAGAUUUGCAUCGAGAUUUCAAGUGGUUGCAACGAGCGCUAAAAUUUUGGCCACAUUACUUAUCGUUGUCAUUGGGUUUUACUUUUUGAUUUUCAAAGGGAAAACUGAAAAUUUGCAAAGCCCGUUCGAGGGGUCGAAUUGGCAGGCAGCGCCGCUGGCGAUGGGAUUUUUCCAAGCCUUGUUUUCGUAUGAUGGAUGGGAUAUUUUGAAUUUUGGAAUCGAAGAGGUCGAUAAGCCGAGACGGUAAUAAAAAAGUCAUCAGAUUUUUUCUCGUAUCUGCAAUUCUACCUUGACUUUAUUACUGUAUUAUACAACAUUUUUUCAUUGUUUUAGAACUCUCCCUUUGGCCAUCCUUCUUGGAGUCGCCAUUGUUGCUCUGACAUUUUUUGUCACAAAUUUUGCGUAUCUGGUGGUUCUCAGUAUUGAUGAGAUUUUAAUUUCACCGGCUAUUGCCCAGACCUUUGCCCAGAAGACUAUGGGAAAUAUGCAAUAUGUAAUGCCCUUCUUGACGAGCAUGAUGCUGAUUGGCUCUUUGAAUGCGACGAUUUUUACGGCCAGUCGGUAAGUUAAAUUAGUUUUCGUGGGGUCAGAGUAUCUCGGACAGGAUCUAACGCAUUUUAUCGCCAUAUCAAGCCUGCCGCCUAGAAGCGUGAAGUAAAAAAAUUACCAAAAGUUUUACUCACUAAUAUGUGGGCUAGGCGCUGCAAGUUGGCGCCAAGUAUUUCCCGUUUGUGUCAAGUUUCUCUCUCCCAGAAGAAGCAUUGGUUUCACAAUAUCGCACACAAAUAAAAAUAUUUUUUUCGGCAGAGAAAAACUUGACACAUCAGGGAAGGACUUGGCGCCAACCUUCAGUAGUGUAAGCAAAAUCUUACCGUAGUAUCUUCAGCUUGUUUUAAAGUGCUUUGUGACCAAUUUUUAACCUGCACAUAAGAUUGUAAAGACCUGCUAAAGACCUGUGUGUGUGCCUUACAAAUUAUACAUUGAAGGACCUGAUCCAGUGGCAAAAAACGUAUCAUUUUGCAUCCGGGAAGUACCAAAAAAUGUAGCAUAAUACCUCCCUCUCCAAGUUAAAUAACUUCGUUUUGAAGCGCGCGCCUUUCCCUCAGAAAAAGAGAACUUUGUGAUACCUCCUGGAUGCAAAAUGGUACGUUUUUUGCCACUGGAUCAGGUCCCCCACUGCAACACAAGGAAGACCCUCCUUUUCAGCUACCUCUUUGCCGCUGCUCGUCAUGGCCAUAUGCCUUCAUUCCUCAGCAUCGUCAACGAAAAGACGGGUUCUCCUCGAGCUGCUAUUUUCUACCACUCCGUUCUGGCCUUCACUUUUACCAUGGUUGGCGACACCGAGACACUCGUUAAUAGUCUUGGAUUUGCUCAAUACCUACAACGAUUACUCACAAUGUCCGCACUUCUGUACAUUCGAUUUAGUGGGAUGAAGGUUCAUCCGGAGAGAAUUCAAAUUCCGAUUAUUUUGCCUAUCCUAUUUAUGCUGAUUUGCUUGGCAUUGGUCGUUACAACAAUCUGGCUGGAUAUCAAAACAGCUGCGGUUGGAUUGGCUUUCUUGCUGACCGCUUUUGCAUUUUACUUUAUAUUUUUGUGGGAUCAAUCGUUGAUGCGGUUUCCGGGAUAUCAGAAGUUCUGCAAUGAGGUUAAUGGUGAGUUUUCUAGCUUGUAAAAAACUUUUUUCAUUUUGAAAAAUUUUUUGGCUCUCUCAAAAAUUUUUGAUUAUUUUUUCAGCCUUGCAAUAGGAUCUAAACUUGGCAUUACCGUUGCUGUAAAACACUGCUAUUACUAUUGCAGAAAAGGCAAACGUUUGAUUUAUUAGGCCAUCCGAAAAAAAGAUAUAAGCAAUUGAUUUUGUCCCCAUCUUUUUGGUGCCUCUUGUACAGUACAAAUUUGAAUUUUACGAGGGCCGGCCUAGGCAGUAUACAGUGGGGGACCUGAUCUAGUUGCAAAAAACGUAUCGUUUUGCAUCCGGGAAGCAUCAAAAAUGUGUCAAAAUGCCUCCCUCUCGAAGUGAAAUAACUUAAUUUUGAUGGGCGCGCCUUUUCCCUCACAAAAAGUGUGGGGGCUUUUGAAAUAGGAGUUUUUUCACUUGAAAAUGGAGUUAUUUUGCCACAUUUUUGAUACUUCCCGGACGCAAAAUGGUACGUUUUUUGCCCGGUCAGGUUCUCCACUGUAUGAGUUGUUACAAAAAAUUACCACAGCUUCACAGGGCACAAAAUUUUACAGUCUUUUCGCCGAAAAUUUGAAGGAAGUCUGAAGAAUAACUUCAGAAUUUUUAAUUUCAGAAUUAAAAUACGCCGGGCAUAAAGAAUACAAUAUUCAAAUUUUCAUUUCCAGACAAAGCCACCUCCAUCAACGAGUCCAUUUUCAACGCCAAAGCCCAAAAGGACAAACAUCAUGAGGAGUUCGAUGGCCACAGCAACUACUCGGACAAUGGAAUACAUUGA
Molecule: messenger RNA, 3580 nt
Organism: Bursaphelenchus xylophilus (pine wood nematode)
Lineage: Eukaryota; Metazoa; Nematoda; Chromadorea; Rhabditida; Aphelenchoididae
Source: the annotation of a GenBank genome assembly